AGAUGAGUCCCCCAUGAGGAGCUGCAGGACCUUGUCUGACCGCAGCCUCAUGGAGGGGUCUCAUCCCAUGGAAAGGGGUCCUCAGCACUCCAGAGGACUGAAACCCCAAUGGGUCCUGCUCAGGCCACCAGCCCCAGCCUGGAAAGGCCAGGUCCUCCCACAUCUGCUGUCCCCAAAGAAAUCCUUCGGGCUCACCCUGCGACUGUGGGAUGUGCUUAUCUUGGAGGGCGAGCAGGUACUGACAGCCAUGGCGCAUGCAUCAUUCAAAAUACACAGGGAGUGCCUCAUGAAGCUUUCCUGGAGCACCGUCUGGGAGUUUCAGGAGCGACUCUCUCAGAGCUGGGCCCUGGAGGACAACACGGUCCUCAGGAACCUUCAAACCUCUAUGAAGGAACUCACAAAAAAACAAUGGGACCUGCCACCCCCAGGAGAACUCGAGCGAGGGUCCUCGAGGUUGUCUCCUGGCAUUAGGCCCCUCUGUGAGGGAGACAGAUUGGCCCUGCCCAGCCCACCAGCUCAGCUCCAGGGGCUCAUGCCAUCAGCCCCCCAGGACAAAAGCCUUGUCCUCCCCCAGCCUGGCCUGACAGGGUUGUCUCCAUGGCGGAGGCCAAGGCCCAGCAGCACGAAGGGGCUUCCCCAGAACCCAGGGCAGCAGGCUGCUCUCUGGGUGGCCCAGAGGAUCAAGAUGUGGCCACCCUGUUUCCCGGUGAGGUCAGGCCUCGUAUUACAUAAAAAUACCUGUGCUGGGACUCUAUGCCACACCUCCACACAGACCUGGAUGCUGGGAUCCAUGGUUUCCUUACUACAAUUUUGAACAGGGCUACUGGGCCCCUGUCACUUCAACAUGUUACCUGGACAGCCCUGCAACCACAGGACGGGCCUGGCCCAGCAAGCCCACUGGGACCCCGACACCAGGCCCUGCCCAGGCUUAUGACAGAGGAGGCAGGUCAGGAGACACCCCAGCAACAAGGCAGCACCUGCCUGCGAUGCCCCUCAGUAGAAGAACGUGGCAUGGAAGGAGCCCAGGUGGCACACGCCCAGCUGCGUCGCAGCCCCAGAUGGCUGCUCGACCUUGGUUCUGGGCUUUGGAAAAUCCCAUUCAGGGAGGCUUGGUCCCAUCAAGGCCUCUGGAGGGAAGGCUAAGCAUAGGGUUCCUGCAGCCCCAGCCAGCCAGCCAGCCAGCAGCAUGCCCUGGGGCCUCUGACCCCACCUGUGAGUCCCAGGCCCAGAGGUCCCCGGCUUCAACUCGAGUCCUAGGAGGAGAGAGGCACCAGAGGCACCACGGGCUCCCAGGGUGACCACAGAGGGGACCAGGGCACUGUGAGCCCUCAUGCUGUAAGGAUUCACAUCAGAGAACCUGGGCAAGACGGGAGCCCGUGCAGUAAUGAGGAUGUGGAGGGCUGGUUCAAUGGGGCCAACAGCUGUGAACACUGCUGCCUCUUCCCAGCCUCAUCACUGCAGUGCAGGCAGUCUGAUCUCUGGAGCCCAGCCCAAAAGUGUCCUGAGUGCCCCGGCUUCACAUGCCAAUACGCCACCUGGAGGCUUCAAGGCCCUGCCUGCUGCACGCCUGCCUCACCAUUGCUGAGCACCCCAUCUGAUGAUGAGAGACUUGCUGUGGAUUCCUGGGCCGGCACCAUUUCCCAGGAGGACCAGCGGGCUGCCUGUGGGCAGGCCGCCCACACUGUGGAGGGGGCUGAGAUCAGCCUUCACUGUAGGAAGCCCCUACCUGGACACAGACUUGCCGGCUCUACCUAUCGCCACCAUGGCAGCCUAUAUGGCAUUACUUGUGACCAGGGCGCCCCAUCCAGGUCGGUCUGCCCUGGCUGCUGUUUUCCCUCCUGCCACCCUCUCUUUGACUGCUUGUGUCAAUAAAAGGAGAA
Molecule: messenger RNA, 1880 nt
Organism: Gorilla gorilla gorilla (western lowland gorilla)
Lineage: Eukaryota; Metazoa; Chordata; Mammalia; Primates; Hominidae
Product: ubiquitin carboxyl-terminal hydrolase 6-like
Exons: 3
Coding region: 14-814 (266 amino acids)
Source: RefSeq, a predicted model, not a curated record